AUUUCUUCAGCUUGUGAAACAUGGCGCGUGCAGGCGGUCAUAUAGCUCCGGAUAGUGACCUUCUGAGAUACGCCGAAUAUACAUCCACAUCUAACCAGCGGAGUGAAACAGAUAUUGACAAACGCAUUGGCAGCACACUGAUUGCAGUUGGACUUGGUGUCGCUGCAGCAGGAUUCGCAGGUCGAUAUGCCUUCCACUUGUGGAAACCUCUUGGUCAAGUCAUCACAGAAACUGCCAAAAAGUUUCCCUCUACGGCAUUCUCGGCAUAUUACAAAGGUGGAUUUGAGCAGAAGAUGACUAAACGGGAAGCCAGUCUCAUUCUCGGGAUCAGUCCAACAACCACCAAGACAAAGGUGCGAGAAGCCCAUAGGAGAAUCAUGGUCCUAAAUCAUCCAGAUAAAGGUGGAUCUCCAUAUUUGGCAGCGAAGAUCAAUGAAGCGAAAGAUCUUCUUGAGUCUGGCCAUCGGAGUUAGCUGUCUGUUCUUCAAAGCACCAUUCACUCAGCCAUUUUCUGUUCAUUUCCAACCUCUGCCUGUUGUUUCUCCUCCACUUGUUCUGCUCACCGUCCAGGAUCCUCUCAUCCAUGCUCACCUGCUCUGACCAGUCAACUCUGAGGACUCUGCAUCACUGUUUUGUCAGUCAAAAACCUCAACUUCCAUCAAUCUGAAUCGGGCAUCAGACCUGGAUCUUUCAUGUUGAAGGACCUAUGUUGUAGAUAGGAAGCAUUCACAUUUACUGCUGCUUUGUACUGAAGCUGCAUUUUAAAUGCUCUAGGUUUGAUAUGUCUGUUCACAAACAUCAGUCCAUGAAUGUAAAAAGACAUGUACAAAUGUGCUCAAAGCUUAGCUAGUCGGAAUAAUGCCUGUACAAUUUUAUUUAUAAUACUGAAUAAACUCUUGUGGUUAAUAAUA
Hemibagrus wyckioides is the source of this 911-nucleotide messenger RNA. It is a transcript of the gene dnajc15, whose product is annotated as DnaJ (Hsp40) homolog, subfamily C, member 15. The record is from RefSeq and is a predicted model, not a curated record. The coding region runs from base 21 to 473 and encodes 150 amino acids. The transcript is spliced from 6 exons. Gene Ontology annotation, biological process: protein import into mitochondrial matrix. Gene Ontology annotation, cellular component: PAM complex, Tim23 associated import motor. Lineage: Eukaryota; Metazoa; Chordata; Actinopteri; Siluriformes; Bagridae. Gene Ontology annotation, molecular function: ATPase activator activity.